Panicum virgatum (switchgrass) is the source of this 1579-nucleotide messenger RNA. RefSeq names its product guanosine nucleotide diphosphate dissociation inhibitor At5g09550-like. Gene Ontology annotation, biological process: protein transport; small GTPase-mediated signal transduction; vesicle-mediated transport. Gene Ontology annotation, cellular component: cytoplasm. The transcript has 12 exons. The coding region runs from base 61 to 1404 and encodes 447 amino acids. Gene Ontology annotation, molecular function: Rab GDP-dissociation inhibitor activity. The record is from RefSeq and is a predicted model, not a curated record. Lineage: Eukaryota; Viridiplantae; Streptophyta; Magnoliopsida; Poales; Poaceae.
AGCGAGGGGAGAAGAGCUAGGCAGCGAAAAGCUCAUCGUCAUCGGGACGAAAGCAACAAGAUGGAUGAGGAGUACGACGUGAUUGUGCUGGGAACGGGGCUCAAGGAAUGCAUCAUCAGCGGCCUCCUCUCCGUCGACGGCCUCAAGGUUCUCCACAUGGAUAGGAACGACUACUAUGGAGGAGAAUCUUCAUCCCUGAAUCUGAUCAAGCUCUGGAAGAGAUUCAAAGGCAAUGACACCCCUCCCGAGCAUCUGGGUAUCAGCAAAGAAUACAAUGUUGACAUGAUACCCAAGUUCAUGAUGGCAAAUGGUGCCCUGGUUCGUGUCCUGAUCCACACGAGCGUGACAAAGUAUCUGAACUUCAAGGCCGUUGACGGCAGCUUCGUGUACAACAAUGGAAAGAUCCACAAAGUCCCCGCAACAGAUGUUGAGGCCUUGAAGUCAAACCUGAUGGGUCUCUUCGAGAAGCGCCGUGCGAGGAAGUUCUUCAUUUACGUCCAGGAUUAUGAGGAGGAGGACCCAAAGUCGCACGAGGGCCUGGAUUUGACCAAGGUUACCACAAGAGAAGUCAUCUCCAAAUAUGGAUUGGAGGAUGAUACAGUUGACUUUAUUGGGCAUGCAUUAGCACUUCAUCGGGAUGAUAGCUAUCUAGAUGAGCCUGCAAUCGACACUGUCAAGCGAAUGAAGCUUUAUGCAGAAUCGCUGGCUCGCUUCCAAGGUGGGUCCCCAUACAUCUACCCUCUAUAUGGUUUAGGAGAACUCCCUCAGGCCUUUGCUCGUCUGAGCGCUGUUUAUGGUGGCACCUACAUGCUGAACAAGCCGGAAUGCAAGGUUGAGUUUGAUGAGAGCGGUAAAGCAUAUGGUGUGACUUCUGAAGGAGAGACUGCGAAAUGCAAGAAGGUCGUCUGUGAUCCCUCGUACUUGCCUGAAAAGGUGAAGAAGGUUGGAAGGGUGGCACGUGCAAUAUGCAUCAUGAAGCACCCGAUCCCCGACACCAAGGAUUCACACUCUGUGCAGAUCAUCCUCCCAAAGAAACAGCUUAAGCGCAAAUCAGACAUGUACGUGUUUUGUUGCUCUUACGCUCACAAUGUUGCACCAAAAGGCAAGUUCAUCGCUUUCGUGUCGACUGAAGCUGAGACUGACAAGCCCGAGAUCGAGCUAAAACCCGGGAUCGAUCUGCUCGGCCCUGUGGAGGAGACAUUCUUCGACAUCUAUGACAGAUACGAACCCAUCAACAAUCCUGAGGAGGACUGUUGCUUCUUGACAAAUAGCUACGAUGCUAGCACUCAUUUUGAGACAACGGUGAAGGAUGUCCUCUCCCUGUAUAACAAGAUCACUGGAAAGGAGCUUGAUCUUUCAGUGGAUUUGAACGCCGCGAGUGCUGCUGAGCAAGAAGCUGCUUGAACAUCCUCUACUUCUGCAGCUCUGCUAUAGCCACUUCCUCCAUUUUUCUCAAAUUAUUUUUGUAGAUGGAUAUGUUUCAUGAGAUCCAUUUUUGUAAUUAUUUGGGGUUUCCAUUUGUCACUUGUAUUGAACCACAGUGCCAUGGAUUUAUACAUAUAUCAUUAUUCUCUUGUGA